GCUGAAUGCUGUAGGUUAGGCUGACCCAUCAUCAGAACGUGAGGGCUAAAGUAUCAGAAUUGCCGAAGAUGCCCCUGACAAACAAGUUUAAAUGUGCUGCGGCUAGCAGCUUGGCUCAGUCUGACGGUCCAGACCGGGUUGAACAACAACCAAUCAGAGACGUACCUCCAGGAGAAGGUGGUGGAGAAGAUAACCAAGGGGAUCCUCAAAUUAUUAAAUCUCCAAGUGAUCCCAAGCAAUACAGAUUCAUUGAGCUGAGUAACGGACUGAGGGCUCUUUUGAUCUCUGAUCUGAGCAGUUUAGAUGGGAAAGCUGAAGAUUCAGAGGAGGAGGAAGAAGAUUCAGAGGAGGAAGAGGCGGCAGAGGAAGAGGAAGACUCAGGGGAGGGAACAGAUGAAGAGUCUGAGGAGGAAGGGGACAGUCAAGACAGUGACUUUGAAGAGCUAGAUGAGGAUGAUGACAAUAAGAAAAAGGGAUGUGAAAAACAGUCUGCAGCUGCCCUUUGCAUUGGCGUUGGAAGUUUCAGUGACCCUAAUGACCUGCCUGGACUUGCGCACUUUCUAGAGCACAUGGUGUUCAUGGGCAGUGAGAAGUACCCUUCUGAGAAUGGCUUUGAUGCAUUCUUGAAAAAGCAUGGUGGCAGUGAUAAUGCCUCCACUGACUGCGAGAGAACCAUUUUCCAAUUUGAUGUGCAGAGGAAACGCUUCAAAGAGGCCCUUGACAGAUGGGCUCAGUUUUUUAUCUGUCCACUUAUGAUUGAAGACGCCAUUGAUCGAGAGGUUGAGGCUGUGGACAGUGAAUAUCAGCUUGCUAAACCUUCAGAUUCCCAUCGUAAGGAAAUGCUCUUUGGCAGCCUAGCAAAGCCCAACCAUCCCAUGGGCAAGUUCUGCUGGGGAAAUGCCCAGACACUGAAGACUGAGCCUAGGGAAAAGAACAUCAAUGUUUACAAGCGAUUGCGUGAGUUUUGGAAGAGGUACUACUCUGCCCACUAUAUGACCUUAGCUGUUCAGUCCAAAAAGAAACUUGACACUCUUGAGGAAUGGGUUAGAGAUAUCUUCAGUCAGGUUCCCAACAAUGGGCAGCCAAAGCCAGAUUUUUCAGGCCAAGUGGACCCAUUUGACACACCUGCCUUCAAUAAACUUUACCGAGUGGUGCCUGUCAGAAAAGUGCAUGCCCUCACUAUCACGUGGGCUCUUCCACCACAAGAGAAGCAUUACAGGGUAAAGCCUCUGCAUUACAUUGCUUGGCUGAUUGGUCAUGAGGGAACUGGCAGUAUCCUUUCCAUGCUCAGGAGGAAGUGCUGGGCUUUGGCUUUGUUUGGUGGAAACAGUGAAACUGGUUUCGAUCAGAACACCACCUACUCAAUUUUCAGUAUCUCCAUCACUCUGACUGAUGAGGGCUACCAGAACUUCUAUGAGGUUGCUCAUCUGGUGUUCCAGUACUUGAAAAUGCUUCAGACACUUGGUCCCCAACAAAGAAUAUAUGAGGAAAUUCAAAAGAUUAUGUCCAAUGAAUUCCACUAUCAGGAGCAGACUGAUCCCAUUGAGUACGUGGAGGACAUAUGUGAAAACAUGCAGCUGUUCCCAAAAGAGGACUUCUUAACUGGAGACCAGCUUAUGUUUGAGUUCAAAUCAGAGGUGAUUUCUGCUCCAUUGAAACUCCUCACACCAGAGAAGGCCAACUUGCUCCUUUUGUCCCCUGAGCAUGAAGGCCAGUGUCCACUUAAGGAAAAGUGGUUUGGGACCCAUCACAGUAUAGAAGACAUACAGCAACACUGGAGAGAUCUCUGGGCUGGAGAUUUUGGUUUAAACCCAAGCUUUCACCUUCCUGCUGAGAACAAGUUCAUCGCCACUGAUUUUGCCCUCAAAAUAUCUGACUGUCCGGACACUGAGUAUCCUGUCAGAAUAGUAAACCAUGACAGAGGAUGUCUGUGGUACAAGAAGGAUAACAAGUUCAAAAUCCCCAAAGCAUAUGUGCAGUUCCACCUCAUAUCACCAGUGGUUCAGAAGUCUCCUAAAAACCUGGUGCUUUUUGACCUGUUUGUGAAUAUCUUGGUUCAUAACCUGGCCGAGCCAGCCUACGAGGCUGACGUGGCUCAGCUGGAAUAUAAACUAGUUGCUGGGGAGCAUGGCCUGGUCAUCAAGGUUAAGGGUUUCAAUCACAAACUGCCUUUGCUGUUCAACCUGAUUGUGGAUUAUCUCGCCGAUUUCUCCACCACUCCUGACGUUUUCAGCAUGUUUGCAGAGCAGCUGAAGAAGACUUAUUUUAACAUCCUCAUUAAACCUGAGAAGCUUGGAAAAGACGUGAGGCUUCUGAUUUUGGAACACUCUCGCUGGUCAACCAUCCAGAAGUACCAGUCGGUGGUAGAUGGGCUCAGUGUGAAUGAGCUCAUGGAGUUUGUGAGCAGCUUCAAGUCAGAGCUGUAUGCUGAAGGAUUCGUGCAGGGAAACUUCACUAGUGCUGAAUCCAUGGAAUUUUUGCAAUACAUUACAGACAAACUGCAGUUCAAGAAGUUGCCAAUAGAGGUUCCUGUUCUUUUCCGAGUUGUAGAGCUCCCUCAGAAACACCAUCUCUGCAAAGUCAAGUCUCUCAACAAGGGAGAUGCAAAUUCUGAGGUCACUGUGUAUUACCAGUCUGGUCUUAAGAACUUGCGUGAACACACUCUGAUGGAGCUGCUUGUGAUGCACAUGGAGGAGCCAUGCUUUGACUUCCUCAGAACCAAAGAGACGCUAGGAUAUCACGUCUACCCCACCUGUAGAAACACAUCAGGUGUCCUUGGAUUCUCCGUCACAGUGGAGACUCAGGCCACAAAGUUCAACACUGAGCUGGUGGAGACAAAGAUCGAGGAGUUCCUGGUGAGCUUUGGCGAGAAGAUGAACAGCUUGAGUGAUGAGGCUUUUAAGACGCAGGUGACUGCUCUCGUCAAGCUGAAGGGUUGCGAAGACACGCAUCUCGGUGAGGAGGUCGACAGGAACUGGACCGAGGUGGUCACGCAGCAAUACGUCUUUGACAGACUCAGCCGAGAGAUUGAUGCACUGAAACUCAUGACCAAGGCUGAACUUGUGAACUGGUUCAUGGAACACCGGGGUGAAAGCAACAGGAAGCUUAGCGUGCACGUUGUUGGCUACGGAGUAGAAGAGAAAGACCCUCCUAGUGAACAUCCGGCUGCUAAAGGUGAGGAGGGCAGUAAGAUGUCAUCGUAUGGGGAGGUCUCCAAACUCACCUUCCUUCCAGCUUCCUCUUUACUGGCCUCAGCAAUGACCAUCAAAGACAUCAGGGCCUUCACCUCCACCCUCAACCUCUACCCUUACCACAAGAUUCUCAAAUAAACAGCCAACAUGGACUCACACACUGCCAAGCAGACAGACCCCCUACCUCUAUCUUCCAACUUCUCAUGUCUUUUUGUCAUAUUUUAGCAAAGAUGAGUCGGGGCAGCAGUCUCCCGAUUGCACUUGAGAAAUGUGCUUCAGACAUGUGUGCAUUCAUGUCCUGAGCCCUGCUGUUGGAAUGACGUUGCUGUGAACUGUGUGUGUGUGUGUGUGUGUGUGUGUGUGUGUGUGUGUGUGUGUGUGUGUGUGUGUUUGUGUGUGUGUGUGUGUGUUUGUGAGUGAGGGCGUGGAUGGGGCUCAGUCUUUGGAGUCUUGCUGAUGGAAGCAGAUCAAGAGAGGUCUAAUUAUAUCCCUCCCUGGCUAUAGUGGAUAGAGCAUAAACAUGACUGUAAAAUCUACUUGUGUGAAUUUUUGCAGUAGGACUGCAGUGUUACAUUUGUACUAAUGAAUUCAUACUGUUGUUACACACAAUUAUUAAUAUAUUUUAAUUAGACGCAUAAGAGACAUAACUGCUUUUUAUAAGGCCAUGGUGAUGAUGCUUGAUAGUGAGGUUGGGUAAUGAUGCUCAGAGAUGGGCAUUCGAGUGGAGCGUGCAUGAUGAUGGUCCCUUUUACUGCUGUAGUAUCAUUCUGCAUUUGGCACACCUUCAACCUGUGAACUGAGGAAUGGCUAAUGGCAAUGCUUGUCGUCAGAUUGUGCAAAUAUAUUUAUUAAAAGCAUUUUAAAACCGAUAAUGGGUUGGAUGCAUUUGAUCGUUUUCAUGUUAAUUAUGAGUAGCAUUUAUAUUUAAAAUCUGAUUCCAGUCAAUAUGAAAAUCAAAAUAAACCCCAGUGUUUCCUGUACUGAAGUUGUGAAAUAGCAGUGUAGAGUUAAUGUGAUGUCAUAAGAGCUUGUCUCACAAAGUAACAGCCAAGACAACCCAUUUUUCGAUUGUCUGCACUCAAAAACAGCAUGACUACUAAGUCCUAUACAUGAACAGAUGACUUGCCAACUCAUGAGAUAUCAGUCUGAAGAGUUGUUCACUAAAUGAAAUCCCUGAAUCAGUCAGAGCAGUAUCUGACUGAAUCGGAAGCAGACUUUCUGUUGUCCAACUCGAAAUUAAGCAAGGACUGUGAAACUUAUAAUAAUUACAGGAAUGAAUAGAUAUUAAAGUUGUUCAUUUGACCGCAUGUUAAAAGAUAAUUAUUUGCAACAGUUUUGUUAUAUUUAAAUUUUAAUAAAACAUU
Molecule: messenger RNA, 4555 nt
Organism: Xyrauchen texanus (razorback sucker)
Lineage: Eukaryota; Metazoa; Chordata; Actinopteri; Cypriniformes; Catostomidae
Gene: nrd1a
Product: nardilysin a (N-arginine dibasic convertase)
Exons: 31
Coding region: 69-3329 (1086 amino acids)
Biological process (GO): proteolysis
Molecular function (GO): metal ion binding; metalloendopeptidase activity
Source: RefSeq, a predicted model, not a curated record